CAUUCUUACAUAAUCGACAGACCUUCUCCUCCUCACACGUCUCCACACUGCUUGAAGCCAUACCACUCAUUCAUCACGACCAAGAAAAUGCGGUCCCUAAGGACCCUCCUACUCCUACUCAUCCUCCCAACAGCCUUCGCCUUCAAACAGUCCGACUUCAAAACAUGUUCCCAGUCUGGUUUCUGUCGCAGAGGACGCGCCCUUGCAGCACGCGCACAAGAAUCCCCAUCAUCAUGGCACUCCCCAUACUCAAUCGAACCCCCAGAAUUUCUUUUACUUAACCCUCGUCAAGCAGUGUUCACCACAAGCGUUCACUCGUCCAUCCAUCCCAACGUCAAAUUCGUGUUUGAUGUUAUUAUACACGAGGACGGCAUUGUGCGCGUGCGAAUGGACGAAGAGAACGGACUGAGGAAACGAUAUAACGAGGCUGCUCAGUGGGCGCUUAUUGGAGAACCUUUGUUGAGUGAGGAUGUUAUCUGGACGAUCAAGGGGGGCAAAGCCAAGGCUGUUUAUGGACCGAAGAAGGAUAUGGAGCUCGUCGUCGACUUUAACCCUCUCAAGAUCACGCUUUUCCGGGGUGGCAAGGAACAGGUUGUAUUGAACGGGCGCGGCUUACUGCACAUGGAGCAUUUCAGAACCAAGGAGGACUCUAAACUAACUGAACAUAUCGAAGGCGAGGGACAAUCCGUCCUCCAAGUCAACCCUGCAGCAUGGUUCGAAGGUGACUCCCAAGACGCCUUCUGGGAAGAAACAUUCUCCACAUGGACAGACACAAAACCCAAAGGCCCCGAAUCCCUCUCCCUCGACAUAACCUUCCCCAACCAUGCCCACGUCUACGGAAUUCCCCAACACGCCACGAACCUCUCUCUCCCAAGCACAACAGGCCCCACCGCAAAAUACACAGACCCCUUCCGCCUCUACAACGCAGACGUCUUUGAAUACCUCUCAGACUCGCCGACUUCUCUCUACGGCUCGAUCCCACUUAUGCAUGCGCAUUCUGCAACGUCGACAGUCGCUGUUUUCAAUGUGCUUGCAUCUGAAACAUGGAUAGAUAUCGCUCAUAUGGAAAAAGGCGGCGUAGAAAACGCACUGGAUAUCCGAAUCCGGGAUCCUAGACGAACAGCGCCCCUCCCAGCCCACUGGUCACUCGGCUAUCACCAGUGUCGCUGGAACUACGUCAGUUCAGAUGACGUGCGCGGUGUGCAGAAUAGGUUUGACGAGGAGGAUUUCCCGGUGGAUGUGUUUUGGUUGGAUAUCGAGUAUGCGGAGGAUCACAAGUAUUUUAUGUGGAAUAAGAAGACGUUCCCGGAUCCGGUGGAGAUGACGAAGGACGUGGAGGCUGUUGAGCGGAAGAUGGUAGUCAUCGUCGACCCGCACUUAAAACGCUCAAACGACUACCCAGUAUACAAACGCGCAUCCGAACUAGGAGUCCUCGUUAAACCCAAGAGCGGCGAGGGCGAGUACGAAGGAUGGUGUUGGCCCGGCUCCAGCUCAUGGAUCGACUUUUUCCAUCCUGGUUCAUGGGACUUUUGGGUGUCGCUGUUCAAGACGGAGACUAUCGAUGGUCAGUGGAGUUGGACGGAGAGUACUAAUAAUAUCGGUAUUUGGAACGAUAUGAACGAGCCGUCAGUGUUUAACGGACCGGAAAUCACGAUGCCGAAAGACAACGUUCAUUACGGCGGUUGGGAGCAUAGAGACGUGCAUAACAUCAACGGAAUGCUCUUCGCAAACCACACAUUCCAAGCAGCAGAAGCCCGUACAGAUCCCCCACGACGCCCAUUCGUCCUCACCCGCGCCUUCUACGCCGGUUCUCAGCCCGACGUUGGCGGCUUCUUCGGAAACCCCGAACCAGAAAUGUUAGUGCGCUGGUACGUAGUGGGCGCAUUCUCACCCUUCUUCCGCGCACAUGCGCAUAUCGACACGAAGCGCCGAGAACCGUACCUUCUUGAGGAGCCGUACAAGAGUUUAUUGAGGGAUAUUUUGAGGUUGAGAUAUUCGAUGCUUCCUGUGUGGUAUACUGCGUUUAGGGAGACGAGUGAGAGCGGGGUUCCUAUCCUCCGGCCUCAGUAUAUGAUGUUCCCUGGGGACGAAGCUGGGUUUGGGAUCGAUGAUCAGUAUUAUAUCGGGUCGUCGGGAUUACUUGUUAAGCCUGUGACGCAGAAGGGGCUGAAGGAGGUUUCCGUGUAUAUUGCCGAGGAUCAGGUCUACUACGACUACUUCACCAACCUCGCCCACCGCCCCAAAAACCGACAUAUCACCCUCCCCGCAAACCUUGACCAAAUCCCCCUCCUCAUUCGCGGAGGCUCCAUCGUCCCCACACGCGAACGCCCGCGUCGUUCCUCGCCGCUGAUGAAAUACGACCCAUUCACCCUCCGCGUCGCGCUUGAUACUUCCGGGAAUGCGCACGGGGAGGUGUAUCUUGAUGACGGAGAGACGUACGGGUAUGGAAGGGGGGAUGUUGUCUGGCGUAAGUUCGGUGCGGAGAGCACGAAAGGAAAGGGGAGAGGAGUUGGGACGGUGCGCAUCUCGUCCGCUGAUCUUGCCGCAAAAACACAAGUGGGUGCGUACGACCCCAAGAACGAAUUCGCGCGCAGUGUGGGUGAUGUGAGAGUGGAGAAGAUGGUUGUUCUUGGACUUGGGAAGAAGCCUUUGAGCGUCGUUUUGGAUGGCGGGAGGGAGCUUGAGUGGGAGUUUGCCUCGGAGGGUGGAGUGUUGGUCGUUAAAGAUCCUGCAGUGCGCGUGGUGGAUGAUUGGGCUAUCAUUGUGAAGUUGGAGUGAGAUACCAUGUUGAUGAUGUUUAGAUCAUUUGUGCUUUGCGUUGUGGAUGUCCAUUGCUUUCAUGUUUUGAUCUAUCAU
This is a messenger RNA of Suillus subalutaceus, 2856 nucleotides long. Its product is annotated as glycoside hydrolase family 31 protein. Gene Ontology annotation, biological process: carbohydrate metabolic process; N-glycan processing. Gene Ontology annotation, cellular component: glucosidase II complex. Bases 88 to 2778 code for a protein of 896 amino acids. Gene Ontology annotation, molecular function: alpha-glucosidase activity. Lineage: Eukaryota; Fungi; Basidiomycota; Agaricomycetes; Boletales; Suillaceae. The transcript is spliced from 9 exons. The record is from RefSeq and is a predicted model, not a curated record.